Benincasa hispida (wax gourd) is the source of this 1302-nucleotide messenger RNA. RefSeq names its product NAC domain-containing protein 72-like. Lineage: Eukaryota; Viridiplantae; Streptophyta; Magnoliopsida; Cucurbitales; Cucurbitaceae. The record is from RefSeq and is a predicted model, not a curated record. Gene Ontology annotation, biological process: regulation of DNA-templated transcription. Gene Ontology annotation, molecular function: DNA binding.
AAUUCUCCAACCAAUAAACAAGCACAAAAAAAAAAAAAAAAAACCCAUUAAACUAAAAAUCCCCAAUUCCUUUUAUUUUCCAUUAAAAAAAAAUGGGAGUAGCUGAAAAAGAUCCACUUUCAGAGCUGAGCCUGCCGCCGGGAUUCCGAUUUUACCCAACCGACGAAGAGCUUUUAGUUCAAUAUCUCUGCCGGAAAGUUUCUGGCCACCAUUUCUCCCUUCAAAUCAUCGGCGACAUCGAUCUCUAUAAAUUCGACCCUUGGGUUCUCCCUAGUAAGGCCAUGUUUGGCGAAAAAGAAUGGUAUUUUUUCAGUCCAAGGGACCGUAAAUAUCCGAACGGGUCGAGACCGAACCGUGUCGCUGGAUCGGGAUAUUGGAAGGCGACCGGAACCGAUAAGAUUAUUAGUACUCAAGGAAAAAGAGUUGGCAUUAAAAAGGCUCUUGUGUUUUAUGUUGGGAAAGCUCCCAAGGGAACUAAAACUAAUUGGAUCAUGCAUGAAUAUCGUCUCAUUGAUGCUUCUCGCAAGACGGGCAGUAUUAAGUUGGAUGAUUGGGUUUUAUGCCGAAUAUACAAGAAGAAUUCAAGUGCGCAAAAGCUGCCACCGAUGACGAGCAGCAUUUCGAGUAUGGAAUGUAGUAAUGGGGGGUCGUCGUCAACAUGUUCUUCGUCGCACCUCGACGACGUUCUCGAGUCGUUGCCCGAGAUUAAAGACCGGUUCUUUAGCUUGCCUAAAGUCAAUUCUUUCUUAACUUUACAGCAGCAAGAUCAUGAGAACCUCAAGUUUCUUAAUAAUCAUCUUUUGGGGUCCGCUAAUUUCGACUGGGCUUCCGCCGCCCCUGCAGCCUCCUUUGAAGGCCUCAACUUGGCCGCCGAACUUGCUCCGCUGACUCAGUCCCACGCUCCGUCCGGGUUCAUCGAUUCCGAUAUGUGUAUUCCAUCCAGCGAACCGCCAAGGAGCACGGCGGAGCAGGAAGUACAGAGUGGAUUUCAACGGUUUCAGAAUUCCGGUUGGUUGCCGCAAAAUUUCUCCAACUCCGGCGACGGUUUUGGGUUUUGAAAAAUGUCCGGUGACCGGUUCGGCCGGAGUGGAUCCGGUUUAGGGGAGCAGGUUAGAGAGGGCUGUUUGUGUAGAUAAUUCUUUGGGCUAACAUUCGGGAUUUCAGAUACCAGACAAAAAAUAUGGAAAUUGGGUCCAAAAUAUUAGGGCAAUUUUUACUCCAAUACCUUACAAUUACAUCAAAUAUUUGCACUUUUGAUUCAGCUAAAUGUUAGCAAUAAAUGUUGUACUUUUUACCAUAUGG